Tribolium castaneum (red flour beetle) is the source of this 616-nucleotide messenger RNA. RefSeq names its product Dim1 (gene Dim1). The transcript has 3 exons. Gene Ontology annotation, cellular component: spliceosomal complex; U5 snRNP; U4/U6 x U5 tri-snRNP complex. NCBI's taxonomy places the organism in Eukaryota, Metazoa, Arthropoda, Insecta, Coleoptera, Tenebrionidae. The record is from RefSeq and is a predicted model, not a curated record. Bases 104 to 532 code for a protein of 142 amino acids. Gene Ontology annotation, biological process: mRNA splicing, via spliceosome.
AGAAAAUUCCUGCUUUAGCGACAUUUGACACUGACAGUUCGUCGGUCGUAUUUACUUCAGAAAAAUCUUAUUUUUUGCCGAAUUUCGAAUAAAAACCGCCAAAAUGUCGUAUAUGUUGGCCCAUUUACACAACGGCUGGCAGGUAGACCAGGCCAUUUUGUCGGAAGAGGACCGGGUUGUGGUGAUUCGUUUCGGGCACGAUUGGGACCCCUCGUGUAUGAAAAUGGACGAAGUGAUGUACAGCAUAGCCGAAAAAGUGAAGAAUUUUGCCGUUAUUUAUCUCGUAGAUAUUACCGAAGUUCCCGAUUUUAAUAAAAUGUACGAGUUGUAUGACCCGUGUACUGUGAUGUUUUUCUUCAGAAACAAGCACAUAAUGAUUGACUUGGGUACUGGUAAUAACAAUAAGAUUAACUGGCCUUUGGAGGAUAAACAAGAGAUGAUUGAUAUUAUUGAGACUGUGUACAGGGGGGCUAGGAAAGGGCGGGGUUUGGUUGUGUCUCCCAAAGACUAUUCAACCAAGUAUAGGUAUUGAUUUUGUGCAGUGAAAGGCGUAAUUUUAAGUGUAAAUUAUUUUAUUUGUGUAAUUUGAUUAAUAAAACAGAAAAUACAAAAUAAA